ACAAGAGGUACGUCAGUAUUUGGAGCAUCUGUCUCUACAUGGACAUGUCCAUUGUCUUAUAACAACAAUGUGAGGCAAAGGGCACAGUUAAUCUUAAAGUUCUUUUCAUUUAAUUUAAUUUGUUUGCAACUCAGGACCAUGAUGACAUGGUAUGGAGCAUAAACACAAUAUAGAGCAAAAAGCCUAGUUUACAAAUAACUUUAGGCUUAUCUGAUUGUAAUAAUAAAAUUAAUUUAAACAUAGAUGGGCGGUUUAAAUAAUGCUACAGAUCCUCUGGUUUCCAACUUUGCUUUUCCUGGUAUGACAAGUCAACAUGUCUGCUGUGUGUGACAUAAAUCAGUUGGGAACCACUGAGCUCGUUGUUUAUUAGGCAAAAAAAAAAAAGAUACAUGUACUUCAAUUUCAGUCCAUCAAUCAGCCUCUCAUACAUCACAGACUGAUUGUAGUGGCAGGGCAUUGAUCACCUGCUUUGUUUUCUCACACGCACGCACGCACGCACGCACGCACACACACACACACACACACACUUGGGUCACACUGAUACACGCCCGCUUGUAUUUGGAGGGAGAUCAGUUGUCGUAGUUGUUAGGCAUUCCACUCAAAGGUGUUUAUUUUUAGCCCGCAGCCCAUGAUCCCCCUUUAUCUGGACCUGUGCAAUUGUGGCAGAGUGAGAGAUUGUAUUACUGCUUUACUCAAGUAAACCAAACUGCACAGAACAUAUUACCAGAGCAGGACCUUAUCAAUGGGAAAUUACAAAUCAAGACCAUCUCAGACGUGUACAGAUGAGUGGAAGAAGAAAGUCGGGGAAUCGUACGCCGUGAUCAUUGAGAAGUUGGAAGACGACCUUCAGCUCAAAGACAGCGAGCUCGUGGAUCUCAAACUGGCUUUCAGCUCUGAUGAGGCUUUUCAGAAGGUGAACGUGAGCUACCGAACAGAGAAGGGGCUGUCGCUGUUGCAUCUCUGCUGCGUAUGUGGAGGUAACAAGGCCCAUAUCCGCACCUUGAUGCUCAAGGGCCUGCGUCCUUCCAGACUGUCCAGGAAUGGAUUCACUGCACUCCACCUUGCUGCUUACAAGGAUAAUGCAGAGCUAUUGACUGCACUUCUCCACGGAGGGUCAGACGUGCAGCAGGUGGGCUACGGGGCCCUCACUGCCCUGCACGUGGCCACGUUGGCUGGGCACCAUGAGGCAGCAGAUAUACUCCUGCAGCACGGAGCUUUUGUGAAUGUUCAGGAUGCUGUGUUUUUCACUCCACUGCACAUUGCUUCUUAUAAUGGUCAUGAGCAGGUGGCAAAGCUGCUGCUCAAGUUUGGGGCAGAUGUGAAUGCGAGUGGUGAGGUAGGUGACCGGCCGCUGCAUCUGGCUGCAGCCAAAGGUUUCCUCUGCAUCAUCAAACUGCUGAUGGGGGAAGGGAGCAAAACUAACGUGAAUGCCCAGGACAAUGAAGAUCACGUUCCUCUCCACUUCUGUGCCCGCUUUGGUCACCAUGACAUUGUGCGCUAUCUCCUGCAGGGCAACUUUGACGUACAGCCUCAUUCUGUCAACAUCUAUGGGGACACACCUUUACACCUGGCCUGCUAUAAUGGGAAAUUUGAAGCAGCGAAGGUGAUCAUACAGCUUUCUGGCACAGAAAGUCUGUCAAAGGAGAACAUAUUCAGCGAGACAGCACUUCACAGUGCGUGCACCUAUGGUAAAGACCUGGAGAUGGUGAAGUUCUUGUUGAGCCAGAAUGCUAUGAGCAUCAACCAUCAGGGCCGAGACGGACACACAGCUCUGCACAGUGCCUGUUUUCACGGCCACAUCCGCCUGGUGCAGUUCUUGCUGGACGGUGGCGCAGACAUGAACCUGGUUGCCUGUGACCCCAGCAGGUCCAGCGGGGAGAAGGAUGAGCAGACCUGUCUGAUGUGGGCUUAUGAAAAAGGUCACGAUGCCAUCGUCACCCUACUGAAACACUACAAACGUCCAGAUGAGUCCCCCUGCAACGAGUACUCCCAGCCAGGAGGGGAUGGGUCCUACGUUUCUGUCCCUUCUCCUCUGGGAAAGAUCAAAAGCAUGACUAAAGAGAAAGCUGAAGUUCUUCUGCUCAGGGCCAGCCUCCCAUCUCAAUUCCAUCUUCAGCUGUCUGAGCUGGAGUUUAAUGAAAUUAUUGGAUCAGGCUCCUUUGGAAGGGUCUACAGAGGCAAAUGCCGAAACAAAAUAGUUGCCAUAAAACGCUAUCGAGCCAACACGUACUGCUCGAAGUCAGACGUGGACAUGUUCUGCAGAGAGGUCUCCAUCCUCUGUCGCCUCAAUCAUCCCUGUAUCAUCCAGUUUGUGGGGGCGUGUCUGGACGACCCCAGCCAGUUCGCCAUCGUAACCCAGUACGUCUCUGGAGGCUCCCUGUUCUCUCUGCUGCACGAGCAGAAGAGGCUUAUCGACCUGCAGUCCAAGCUCAUCAUUGCCAUCGAUGUGGCCAAGGGCAUGGAGUACCUGCACAACCUCACCCAGCCUAUCAUCCACAGGGAUCUCAACAGCCACAAUAUUCUGCUGUAUGAGGACGGACACGCAGUGGUGGCUGAUUUUGGAGAAUCCAGAUUUCUACAAUCCAUGGACGAGGAUAACAUGACCAAGCAGCCGGGGAACCUGCGUUGGAUGGCUCCUGAGGUGUUCACCCAGUGUACGCGCUACUCAGUGAAGGCAGACAUGUUCAGCUACGCCCUCUGUCUCUGGGAGCUGCUGACUGGAGAAAUUCCCUUCGCUCACUUGAAACCUGAUGUCGUCCCGUCCUCAGCCGCUGCAGCAGCAGACAUGGCUUACCAUCACAUCCGUCCUCCUAUUGGCUACUCCAUCCCCAAACCCAUCUCUGCACUUCUGAUGAGAGGAUGGUACGCCUGCCCAGAGGACAGACCAGAGUUCUCUGAGGUGGUGUCCAACCUGGAGGAAUGCUUGUGCAACGUUGAGCUGAUGUCUCCAGCUUCCAGUAACAGCAGCGGUUCCCUGUCACCCUCUUCCUCCACUGACUGUCUGCUCGGGCGAGGAGGACCUGGUCGGAGCCACGUGGCCGCCUUGCGCUCCCGCUUUGAGCUUGAGUACGCUCUCAACACUCGCGCCUACGCCUUCUGGACACAGAGUGAGCGUCGCCGUGCGUCGGGAGGCCUUUCAAUGGAGGAGCUCAGAAGAAACAUGCAGUUUUCUCCUAUAGAUCGAAAUGGCUAUGUGUCUGAUCCAUUGAGCACCAUGAGAUUCUGCUCGUCUUUCAGCAGCAGUGGCAGCUUCGAGGACAGUAACUAAAACCCUCUUUAUUAUUACCAUAUUGAUUCAUACAUCUGUGCCUCUUUUUCUCAAUUCAUUUGAAUUAAAAUUGUUUAAAUAGAUGGUAGAAGUAGAUAUUGCUCACUUACUUGCUAACUAAAAUGUAUUUAGUUGUAACAUACUGUAUAUGGGUGAGUUGUGUACAGUAUACACCCAAUAUAAUAUCUAGUCUUGUAGUUUUAGGUGUAUUUGUUAUAUUAUAUAAACAUUUUUUAUAUUUUGCUGGGGCUUUUAGAUCUUGUAAAUACUGUAUGCAUAUGUUUUUCUGUGUAUGGUUUGCAUAAAUCUGAAAUACAAGCUUUUGCCAGUCA
Molecule: messenger RNA, 3600 nt
Organism: Dicentrarchus labrax (European seabass)
Lineage: Eukaryota; Metazoa; Chordata; Actinopteri; Moronidae
Gene: tnni3k
Product: TNNI3 interacting kinase
Exons: 25
Coding region: 743-3268 (841 amino acids)
Biological process (GO): protein phosphorylation; regulation of transcription by RNA polymerase II
Cellular component (GO): nucleus
Molecular function (GO): ATP binding; RNA polymerase II-specific DNA-binding transcription factor binding; protein kinase activity
Source: RefSeq, a predicted model, not a curated record